This is a messenger RNA of Acanthosepion pharaonis, 480 nucleotides long. Lineage: Eukaryota; Metazoa; Mollusca; Cephalopoda; Sepiida; Sepiidae. The record is from the annotation of a GenBank genome assembly.
AUGACAGUGAGCUCUGGUGAAAACCUAGCAACAACUGCUGUGGAGGCUGGCUGCUUUUGGUGUUUCCAAUCUCCACAUUUGCUCAAUUUGUUACCUGCAGUGAUCACAGUCAGUCUGUUAUCUGUGACUAUCGCAGUCUGUUUAUUACCUACACUUAUCCCACUCAGUUUGUUGUCUAUGGCUAUCUCAGUCAGUUUGUUGUCUGUGGCUAUCUUUGUCAGCUGGUUACAUACAGCUACCCACAGUCAUCUUUUUAAUAUCUAUCUAUAUCUGUCUAUUCAUAUCUAUCACAGUCUCUUCACUAUCUCUGCUUUUCUAUACCUGAAUCCUGUAUUCAUGACAUUAUUACCCUUUUCUUAUUUCAUGCUUUGCUUAUAUUCAUCAUAUUCUUUCUUCAUUGUUUUUUUUAUUUCCUUUUUACUCACUUUUCUCUCUUUUCUGGCCUUUCCCUCUAAUUUUUCAUUGUCUUUCUUCCAGUAA